This is a messenger RNA of Cotesia congregata, 213 nucleotides long. Lineage: Eukaryota; Metazoa; Arthropoda; Insecta; Hymenoptera; Braconidae. The record is from the annotation of a GenBank genome assembly.
AUGACCUGUCUGUUUCAUAAAUUACUGGAAGUAGGUAAACCUAGCUACCUUCGUGAUUCAAUUAUUGAAGAGACUGAUGUACGACGUUCAAAUAGACUUGCUGAGAAGAAACACUCAUCUUUUGAGUUACCACGCUUUUCAACUAUUUACUUAGAACGAUCAAUUUUAGUGACUGUGAUACGAUUUUGGGAAGAGUUAUCGAGUGAAUUUUGA